Messenger RNA from Solanum dulcamara, 2538 nucleotides. Its product is annotated as pentatricopeptide repeat-containing protein At5g27110. The record is from RefSeq and is a predicted model, not a curated record. The transcript has a single exon. NCBI's taxonomy places the organism in Eukaryota, Viridiplantae, Streptophyta, Magnoliopsida, Solanales, Solanaceae. The coding region runs from base 68 to 2212 and encodes 714 amino acids. Gene Ontology annotation, biological process: RNA modification. Gene Ontology annotation, molecular function: protein binding; RNA binding.
AUAUUUUGAACCUGAAUAAAAAUCCACCCAAAACUUACACUUAGUUCUUUGGAAUGAACAAACAUCUAUGGAUUCCAUCAAAAUUUUGUCUCUCUUGAAAUCAUCUUCAACAUCACUGAAACGAGGCAAACUGUUGCACCAAAAGAUUGUUAUUUUAGGCUUACAUAGCAACAUUACCUUAUCCAAGAAUCUGAUUACUUUAUACAUCUCUUGCCAAGAUUUCCAUUCCGCUAAACUGGUUUUUCAAAAUCUUGAGAACCCUCUUGAUAUCACUUUGUGGAAUGGUCUCAUUGCUUUUUAUACUAAGAACCAACUGUUCAAUGAAGCUCUUCACCUCUUUGACAAGCUGUUGCAAUUCCCCUAUCUUAAAGCUGAUAGUUACACCUUUCCUAGUGUUCUCAAGGCUUGUAGUGGUUUAGGAAAAGUUCAAUAUGGUCAAAUGAUACAUGCUCAUUUGAUUAAAACUGGGCUUUUAUCAGAUGUUGUUGUGACAAGUUCAGUCAUUGGGAUGUAUGCGAAAUGUGACUUGUUCGGUUCUGCUAUACAGCUGUUUGAUGAAAUGCCUGAAAGAGACAUUGCAUGUUGGAAUACUGUCAUUUCGUGCUACUAUCAAAGUGGCCAAUUUGACAAAGCCCUUAAAUUCUUUGAGAAGAUGAAGAAGGAUUUGAGAUAUAUGCCUAAUUCGGUUACCUACACAGCUGCAAUCUCAUCAUGUGCAAGGCUAUUGGAUAUGGAAAGAGGAGAGACAAUUCAUCAGGAAUUAGUGAAUUAUAAGUUUCCGUUGGAUGGUUUUGUAAGUUCUGCUCUUGUGGACAUGUAUGGAAAAUGUGGCCUCUUAGAGAAGGCUAAAGAGAUUUUUGAGAAAAUACCUGCCAAGAGUUUGGUUUCUUGGAAUUCCAUGAUUUCUGGGUACAGCUUGAGAGGUGAUAGCAAAUCAUGCAUUCAGCUUUUACAAAGGAUGAACAAAGAAAACAUGAAACCGUCUUCUGUGACUUUAAGCAGCUUAUUAAUGGCGUGCUCUAACUCUGCUCAACUGCAGCAUGGGAAGUUUCUUCAUGCAUAUAUAAUUCGAAAUAACAUACUAUCUGAUGUCUUUCUUAAUGCUUCACUUGUUGACUUAUAUUUAAAAUGUGGCAGAGUUGAGACUGCCCAAAACAUCUUCAGUAAGAUCGCAAAAAACAAUGUGGAAGCAUGGAACAUAAUGAUCUCUGGAUAUGUGUCAGCGGGCUACUACUUGGAAGCUCUUGCCAUCUAUAAUGACAUGAAGUUGGCACGGAUAAAGCCUGAUGCAAUCACUUUGACUAGUGCCUUGGUAUCUUGUUCACAGUUGGCAUCCUUAGAACAGGGAAAGGAGAUCCACAAGUGUAUCAUUGAUAAUAAGUUGGAAUCCAAUGAAAUUGUUAUGGGAUCGCUGCUUGAUAUGUAUGCUAAAUGUGGUGCAGUAAGUGAAGCUUUUGAGGUCUUUGAUGAGUUGCCUGAGAGAGAUCUUGUAUCAUGGACUACAAUGAUUGCAGCAUAUGGAUCUCACGGCCAAGCUUUUGAAGCGCUAAAACUCUUUAAUGAAAUGUUGCAUUCUAAUGUAAAACCCGAUAGAGUUGCAUUCCUUGCAGUAAUUUCUGCAUGUGCUCAUGCAGGAUUAGUGGAUGAAGGUUACCACUAUUUUAAUUUAAUGGUAAGUGUCUGUGGCAUUCAACAGUCAGCUGAGGAGUACUCAUGUCUAAUUGACCUUCUUGGACGUGCUGGAAGAUUGAGUGAAGCCUAUGCAAUUCUGCAGAGCAACCCUAACAUCAGGGAAGAUGUUGAGUUGUUAAGCGCAUUAGUUUCUGCAUGCCAUUUACAUGGGGAGUUAGAGAUUGGAGAAGAAAUUGCAAAGACGCUUACUCAAAAGGAUGAAGAUGAUCCAUCCACUUACAUUGUUUUGGCAAAAUUAUAUGCUUCACAGAACAAAUGGAAUGAGGUACGCAAGAUGAGACUGAAGAUGAAAGAGCUGGGGUUGAGAAAGAAACCUGGAUGUAGUUGGAUUGAAGUAGACAAGAGGAUUCAAACAUUCCUGGCAGAUGAUAAAUCAUUCCCGCUAGUAGACAAUGUUUAUCAAUGUCUAUCUUUAAUAAAUAGUGACAUGGAAACCUAUGAAUGCUUAAGCAUUGAUAGCAAGGGAGAUGAAUACUACUCAAGGCCAAGUACUUGUCCAAAUGAAUCUCCUUGCUCAUAGACAAAACUUUGUUUUUCCAUAAAGACAAUCAUAAUACUGCCUCUCACUGACAGCUGAUCAGGGAGGCGUUGUUUGGUCUCUUUUGGACCUUCACCUCUUAGUGGAUAAGAGCAAGAUCCUUCACAUUCAAAUUGACAGUUGUGAAAUAUUUGUGGUAAGACUUUUUUUUAUAGCUUUGUUUAUAUGUAACAGUAAGAAUACUAAGUGUUAAUAUUGUUACCAUCCUAUAAUUGCAUUGGCUGGACUCGUGAGAGACAUCACUUUCACACGAGUUGGACAAGUUUUGUCUACCUUUCCUACUUCGUAUGUUAGCCUUGUGGCAAAAA